This is a messenger RNA of Pediculus humanus corporis (human body louse), 2700 nucleotides long. Its product is annotated as Rap guanine nucleotide exchange factor, putative. Gene Ontology annotation, molecular function: guanyl-nucleotide exchange factor activity. Gene Ontology annotation, cellular component: plasma membrane. The record is from RefSeq and is a predicted model, not a curated record. The transcript has 15 exons. Lineage: Eukaryota; Metazoa; Arthropoda; Insecta; Psocodea; Pediculidae. Gene Ontology annotation, biological process: positive regulation of GTPase activity; Ras protein signal transduction. Bases 1 to 2700 code for a protein of 899 amino acids.
AUGUCGACAAGUAAUUUAAGUGUUUUCAACAAAGAAAAUUUUUUUUUUGAUUUUUCUUUUUUCAUUUUCUUCUUGUUUUUCCAGAAAAACAAAGAUUCCAUGUCGGAAUUUAUUGGAAAUUCUAAACAUAAAAACGGAUACGGAGGUAAACCGGGAGCAAUGACGUAUACAAUGACAUCAACCGGUAAUAAACCGCAGCCAUCAAGUCCAGACAUUCCAGACUCCGUUUCUCCAAUAUUGGAAUCUCCGAGUGCUCCAGUGUCUCACAUAGGUUGGGUACUACGUUCGGUUUUAUUAUGUAAAACGAUUUUAUUAAAAGAUAGAAAAAUAAAAAAUAAAAUAUUAUGGAAAUGUGGAUCUGGAAUAGAAUUAGUGGAUUGGUUAUGCGAUCAAAUGGAUACCAGCAGACAACAGGCGACAAUCAUGUGGCAGGUUUUGAUAGAAGAAGGAGUUCUUAUACACGUUAAUCGGGAACAUAUAUUCAAAGAUAAAAAUUUACUUUAUCAAUUUUGGGAAGAUGAAGAUGGCGGUGGAAAAUUACCAAAUCAAAAAGAAUUAAAUGAAGCUGUCGAGUGCCUUUCGGAGUGCCUGGCAAUAUUAGCCAAAAGAGCUCCAGAUGCUGCAUUAAGAAUGAUGCUUAGAAAACCAAGCCACGAAAGAACUCCCGAAGAAUUAGAAAUAAUUUAUGAAGAAUUAAUUCACAUAACGGCUUUAUCACAUUUAUCAAAUACCGUCAAAAGAGAAUUAACGUCGGUCAUUGUUUUCGAAGCUCAUACAAAAGCUGGAACGAUAUUGUUCGAACAAGGAGAAGAAGGUAAAUCUUGGUACAUAAUUUUACGGGGAUCCGUUGAUGUUGUCAUUUAUGGUAAAGGUACCGUAACGGUUUUACAAGAAGGUGAUGAUUUUGGUAAAUUAGCUUUGGUUAACGAUACGCCGAGAGCGGCAACAAUUAUAUUAAGAGAAAAUAAUUGUCAUUUUUUAAGAGUCGAUAAAGAAAAUUUUAAUAGAAUUCUUAAAGAUGUCGAAGCAAAUACGGUUAGAUUACAAGAACACGGAAAUGACGUACUCGUUUUGGAGAAAACAAUACAAAAUCAACAUCACAAAAGUCAGUUUAAUUACGUAGUGAAAGCUGGAACACCGGAAAAAAUGCUCGAACAUCUUUUGGAAACGAGAAUGAAAAUAAGGGGAUCCGUUGGGGGUAAAGAAUCCCUACAAGUACCACAUUCUGAUUAUUUCGUUGAUGAUUUUUUAUUAACAUACGUUGCCUUCAUGACAACAACGGAUCUCAGAUUUUUCCUUAACGGUUUAAACACAUACCGCGCAUUUUUACCAAAUCAAAAUCGUGAUUACGCAUUGGCAUGUAAAAAAAAAGUUAUUAGAUUUAUACACCGAUGGGUCGUUACGAUAAGAUAUCCGGUUUUUUCAAGUUCCGGUUUUAGAUCUUUUCUUCAGGAAAUAUCAAAAGAAAUAGAAACGGAAAGUUCGACUUAUAGAAGUUUAGAAGAAGAAGCGAGUCUUAUGCAUCACAUAUUAACGGAAAUGGUCAGACACGAUGAUGAAGUUAAAAAACACAGUGGAAAAAAAUGGAAAUUACCACCUUACGGACAACCUAUAAGUUUAUUUUCCGGUGGUACCGGUCCUCAAAGAAUGAUGAAACCGGAUGAUGAUAUUAUAUUUCGGGUUUAUUGUGCGGAUCACACGUAUUGCACACUCAGAAUGCCACUUAAUUCCACGGCGGAAGCGAUAAAAUUAUCGGCUGCUGAUAGAUUAAAAUUACGUAAUUUCGAUGAUUUAGCAUUAGCGGAAGUGAAAUCAUCCGGUGAAAGAAUAAUUAUCAAAGAUCAAGAUGUUAACGUUCCGACGGCAUUAUCUCUUAACGGAAGAUUGUUUGUGUCACCACGUGAUCAUUUAGACGCUUUGACGAUCGUGCCUGAGCAAGAACAACCGACGGAAUGCGAAGAAAACGACAUUGAAUCAUUUAGUACUAAAGAAUUAGCUUAUCACAUGACCCAUUUUGAUUGGGAACUUUUUUGUUGUAUUAACGAGUACGAAAUGCUUUAUCACGUGAUUGGAAAACAUCAUUUCGGCGAAUUAACGGCUAAUUUGGAAAUGUUUUUACGUCGUUUCAAUGAAAUACAAUAUUGGGUAGCAACGGAAAUCCUUCACACUCAAAGUUUAAGCAAAAGAGUAACGGUUUUAAGAAAACUGAUAAAAUUAGCUUCUUAUUGCAAAGAAUAUCAAAACUUUAAUGCCUUUUUAGCUAUAAUAACGGGUCUGAACAAUCAAGCCGUGUCGCGUUUGUCGUUAACGUGGGAAAAACUACCAAAUAAAUUUCGUAAAAUGUUUACAGAAUUUGAAAUAUUGAUCGAUUCGUCACGAAAUCACAGAGCUUAUAGAGCUGCCGUUGGUAAAUUACAACCUCCGGUCCUGCCUUUUAUGCCGCUUUUAAUAAAGGACAUGAAUUGCGCGCAAGAAAAUCACAAAACAUUUACCGACGGUUUGGUUAAUUUUGAAAAAAUGCAUUUGUUCGCUCAGACAAUCCGAACAAUGAGAUAUUCAAGGAGCAGACAUUUAACCCUGGAACCGCCGUCACCGAAAAGCGAAGGAAACAUUCGAUCUUACAUCUCUUGCCUUCGCGUUAUCGAUAAUCAAAAACAAUUAAUGAGCUUAUCGCAAAAACUCGAACCGAGAAGGUCUUAG